AUGCCAGAAACAUCUGCAAAAGAUGAACUGAGAUGGAGAGGCAGGGGACGAGGUAGGGGACGUGGCAGAGAAGGCCGAAAUGCGGAAAGGGAUGCUCAUCGUGAAAUAGAACUGGAACCCCACUCAGUUCAGCAAAACGACAAAAGUCAUUCAACCCCCGGAAUGGUCAUAGAUAAUGGUUCCGAGUCAAAGGAACUGAUCAAAGAGAACACAAUUGCUGAAGAUGCCAAUCAAGCCGUUUGGAAUUUUGAUCUGAAUUCUGAGAUAGAUGAGAACAUGAAUGGAAAGAAUGCAGCAGGUGCUGCUACCACUACUGCUACUGCUGACCCAGCAACAACAGCAGUGGAGGCAGCAGCUCAGCCUUCUUCAGCAGAUCAUAGAAUUGAGACCAAACAUGAAGAAUACCCAGGCUGGUCUCUUUCAGACAUGGACAAGGUGGCCAUUGAUCCUCUUCAAAUUGCUCAGCUUGGCAAAAGGUUAGACGAGGACGAAGAAGAUUAUGACGAGGAAGGGUAGGGAAAAGCAUUUUUGUUGCAAGACUCGGAGGAAAAGUUAGUAUUUAAGAUCAGAUAAGAAAAGUAGAAAGAUCAAGAAAAGGUAAAAAGUUGAGAUGACUUCAUCAGAGUAUGGAAGUAUAUCCUAUGUAG
Messenger RNA from Hibiscus syriacus, 647 nucleotides. RefSeq lists its product as uncharacterized. Lineage: Eukaryota; Viridiplantae; Streptophyta; Magnoliopsida; Malvales; Malvaceae. The transcript is spliced from 2 exons. The coding region runs from base 1 to 516 and encodes 171 amino acids. The record is from RefSeq and is a predicted model, not a curated record.